ACGUUCGAAUAAUGGAGCCCUUGCAGAGGGGCAGCUGUUCGAGACGUCGAUUUCAAUCAAGCACUCGAGCCGGGCCUGCUACAGAUUACGAUGACAGGUUGAGAACGAGUGAAGGAGGCUGGAGAAGCAUUGUAGUGGAAUUUCAAGGACGAGGAAAUUGCCAGUAUAUUGGAUCGAAUGGAGCGUUUGAAGUCGACGGUGAAGUUCGCGUUGCAGAUGGACCACUUCAAUCAAAUGCAAUACUCGAACUAUCAAAGACGAAACUGCAUAGGUUCGAGUGCACGUAGAUGAUCCGGAGCAUCCUAAUCUCCUACCCUAGGGUACGGAUCACCCCGCCCGGCGGUCUGACAUCGUACAGCGCAGACAGGAAGGAACAGGACAAUGGUUCUUGGGCGCACCGGAGGUGGCGAAAUGGCGGAGUGAGGCCAAAACCACUCUCUAUACCCAGGGCAUUUCCCAGAGCUAGGAAGACUAUGGUAGCUCCAUCGCAAUCGACGUGCUCUUCAGGUCAGUACAGGAUGGCUCGGUUGGAGUGGCUUAUUUAUACUGCAGCUAUAAGGAUCGGAAGGAGCAGGACUUUACCAGCAGGUGUUGGGGUUCCUCUGGAUUCUAGUGAGAUUGGAAGAUUGGUCGGCUAUGGUCUAUAUUGCGGCCACGGUUAUAGAAGAGAAUCUGAAUUCGAAGAUGUGGUAAUACUAAAUACCUGUCUGAAUAGCCGUCUGACCUCGUUCUGCACUUCAUGCCAGCAAACACAUCCUCCAGCGGAAUAUACGACCUUGUAGGCCCUUUUACUCGAUGACAAGAUCCUGGUAGAUCACUACGGGCGAAUGAGAGUACUUCAAGGGUAUCGUUCGGGCACACUUAGAACACG
Molecule: messenger RNA, 871 nt
Organism: Westerdykella ornata
Lineage: Eukaryota; Fungi; Ascomycota; Dothideomycetes; Pleosporales; Sporormiaceae
Exons: 4
Coding region: 288-782 (164 amino acids)
Source: RefSeq, a predicted model, not a curated record